AAUAUGAGGAGACAACGGCCUAUCCAUGAAGUGAGAGAGGGGAGCGGACGAGGGAAGAAAGCACAUGAAUACGAUGAUGAGUGUAUUUCACAUCUAUGGCGGUUGGUGCACUCUUGUGGCUCUUGUGUUUCUUAUAUUAUUGCUUUGGCAGCGUAGGAGAUCUUUCUUCACCUCAUCUCCGUCCACUUCCUUUUUAGUCUCCGAUUCUGUCAAUUCAAAAUUGAGAACCUUAAAUUUUGUGACAGAUUCAGAUUUGAAGUUUUUGAUGGAGAUUUUGGAUGAGAAGCUCAACGAGAUUGAUAGAUGGGAGGAUGUUAUCGAUAAAAGAAAUCAGCAUCUAAUAUACAAUGCGAAAUGCUGCAAGCCUAAGAAUGGUCCUCUGAGAUAUUUGAGUGUGACUAUGUUCCGUGAUAUUUCGUCUGAGAUGCUAAGAAACUUCUACAUGGACAAUGAUUACAGAAAGCAGUGGGAUAAAACAGUGGUUGAGCAUAAUCAACUGCAGGUGGACGAAUUUGAUGGUGUUGAAGUUGGUCGUACAAUUAAAAAGUUCCCCCUUUUGAGGCCUAGAGAAUAUGUGCUAGCUUGGAAAUUGUGGGAGGGGAGGGACAAAACUUUCUAUUGUUUCAUGAAGGAAUGCGAGCAUCCUUUGGCACCGCGGCAGAGAAAAUAUGUACGUGUUGAGUAUUUUAGAUCUGGCUGGCGAAUAAGAGAAAUCCCUGGUAGAAAUGCCUGUGAGAUCACAAUGUUUCAUCAAGAAGAUGCUGGUUUGAAUAUGGAGAUGGCAAAGCUGGCUUUUUCUAAGGGCAUAUGGAAUUAUGUAUGCAAGAUGGAUAAUGCACUUAGAAGAUACUCUGUUAUAAGCUAUCAUUUACCAAGUUCAGUUGCCACUUCAAUCAAUUUAAUGCAGAAGGUACCGGCUUGCUUGGACCCUAUUAAGAACAACAUAUCUCCUGCAUAUCCUACGACCCCCCAUGAUCAAGUUACAGAUGAAUCUCAAGUGCGUAUGAUCUCGAGAAGGUCAUCAAGAAAGCUGCUAGCCAAAAGUUUGCUGCUUCUAGGGGGUGCAAUAUGCCUGUCUCGCGGUCACUCUAGCCUAGGUGCUAAAGUUGCCAUGGCAUACAUCUUAACAAAGCUUAGUAAACGUGAUGCUAGAUCAACUUAGGAUCUGCUUGAUUUAGGUUUUUGAAGAACUUAUUUAAGAAAUAAUUUUGUAAUGAUUAAUUUGUUCAGCAAUGAUAUUUUAAAGGUAAUUAUUACUUU
This is a messenger RNA of Gastrolobium bilobum, 1260 nucleotides long. RefSeq lists its product as uncharacterized. Gene Ontology annotation, molecular function: lipid binding. NCBI's taxonomy places the organism in Eukaryota, Viridiplantae, Streptophyta, Magnoliopsida, Fabales, Fabaceae. Bases 65 to 1162 code for a protein of 365 amino acids. The transcript is spliced from 6 exons. The record is from RefSeq and is a predicted model, not a curated record.